AUGUCGUCCGCUUCUACAUCGGCCGCGCAGGCGAACAGCAGCAGCUGGACCGCCUUCCUUAAGUCUAUCGCAUCCUUCAACGGCGACCUCUCGUCUCUCACUGCGCCUCCGUUCAUCCUGUCCUCUCAAUCCCUCACCGAGUUCUCUGCCUACUGGGCCACGCAUCCCCCCGUUUUGACAGCUCCUGCUGGCGAGUCUGAUCCCGCCAAGCGUACCAUGCUCGUCCUCAAGUGGUUCCUCUCGACUCUAAAGCACCAGUACGCCAGUCGAAGUGAGCAGUUCGGAAACGAAAAGAAGCCCCUGAACCCCUUCCUGGGUGAGCUUUUCCUCGGUACAUGGUCCGACGAAGCUGGCGAGACCACCCUUGUCUCAGAGCAGGUCAGCCACCAUCCUCCAGCUACUGCCUAUUGCAUUCGCAACAACAAGACCGGCAUCGAGCUCGAGGGUUACAACGCUCAAAAGGCCACUUUCAAGAGCACCAUUAUCGUUAAGCAGAUCGGCCACGCUGUCCUACGCAUUCCCCUCCCCUCGGGCGAGAUCGAAUCCUACCUCAUCACCCUCCCUGGCCUCCAUAUUGAGGGUCUGAUCUUUGGUGCUCCGUUCGUUGAGCUUGACGGCUCAAGCCACAUCACUAGCUCUAGUGGUUUCACUGCCAAGAUUGACUACAGCGGCAAGGGAUGGCUCUCUGGCAAGAAGAACACUAUCGUUGCCAGCGUUUAUCCUACAGGCAAGGAGAAGGACGUUCUUUACAACGUUACUGGCCAGUGGAACAAGACUCUUGAGGUCUACUCAGGACCUGCCAAGUCCAACUCCAAAUCUACGCUCGUGAGCACAUACGAUGCUGUCAGCACCGCUCAGACGGAGCUCAAGGUCGCUCCCGUCUCGGAACAGCACCCUCUCGAAUCUCGCCGUGCCUGGUCUCGCGUCGCUGAGGCCAUUCAGAAGGGCGACAUGGACACCACCGGUACUGAAAAGGGCAAGAUCGAGAAUGCUCAGCGUAGCAUGCGUGUCAAGGAGCGUUCGGAGGGCCGUACAUGGGACCGCCAGUACUUUACCGCUGUUCAGGGCCAGGACCCUGUCCUCCAGCAGCUCGGCAAGGUUGUAGGCGUGCCCGUCGAUGGCGAAGCUGAUAAGACAGGAGGUCUUUGGCGAUUCGACAAGUCCAAGGCAGACGCUCGCACCGGCCAGCAGCUUACACAGGACGUGGUAGCCCAGAUGGAGAAGGAGCUUCUUGGCUGGUAG
Molecule: messenger RNA, 1242 nt
Organism: Fusarium sp. VM40
Lineage: Eukaryota; Fungi; Ascomycota; Sordariomycetes; Hypocreales; Nectriaceae
Source: the annotation of a GenBank genome assembly